Messenger RNA from Pseudocercospora fijiensis CIRAD86, 767 nucleotides. RefSeq lists its product as uncharacterized. Bases 20 to 418 code for a protein of 132 amino acids. Lineage: Eukaryota; Fungi; Ascomycota; Dothideomycetes; Mycosphaerellales; Mycosphaerellaceae. The record is from RefSeq and is a predicted model, not a curated record. The transcript has a single exon.
UGUCACCCUGCCUUCGAACAUGACUUCGAACUCACUUCUUGUGAAGAAUUAUGCCGAGAACGCUGACAGUUACGACCAGUUCAGCAAGACCUCUCUCGGCCAACUCGAGCAGCAGCUCUUCGAUAUAUGCAUCUGCUUCAAAGACUUCAACGGCCUGGAUGUGCUUGAUCUCGGAACAGGGACCGCUCUCAGGGCGCGCGACGCUCUCAACGCCGGCGCUCGACACGUCGAUGCAGUCGAUAUCUCAGCCGAAAUGAUCGGCCAUGGCACACAAUACGAAAAAUCCAUCAACCGCAACAAAAUCACCUGGCACGUGGCAGAUGUGUCAAAGUCACUCGAUCAUCUGGGCUUGAAGCAAUACGACUGGGUCAUCGCCAACGGCAUUUUCGACCACGCAACGGACGCCAAAGGGCUUUGAGAGAAUGUGGUACAACUGUGCAAAGCACCUGAAACCCGAAGGGCGACUGAUCGCCAAUCGAAACCAUCCCGGAUCCAGCGUGGCGGUGGAGGAUAGAUACGGAGUCCGAUUCGACAACUUCCAAUGUUUUGCCGAUGGGGUUUUUUUUCAAUUAUCACAUUACAUCUCAGCCGCCCAUGACCUUUAAAUCUUUCGCGAUUGGUGCUUAUUAUGCUGGGCACAAUGAGAUUCCGAAGAAGUACUUUUGUCAGGUUCGACAUGUGCCUUUCUCGGAGACGAAGACUGUGAAGGAGUGUCGGCAAUAUUGGAAUGAUUAUUUGCAGGAUCCGAUUCUUUAUAUUUAUACUGC